GAACAUCAAAUAAGCAAUAUUAGAUUAUCAAUAUAGCAGCCUUCAACUUUUCAGCCCCAACUUAGGACGCAUUUCAUAUAAUAUCACACAUUGCUCUCGCGCCUCCUAUCCUCAAACCUUGAGUAUACAUCUCCCAAUACUUCGACCGAUAGUGAACACAAACCAGCUCAUUACUCUAUCGAACGACAUCCAAUAGUCCAUUCUCCACACAAAUCACAUACGAGUCACUGCACGUAUUUCAAGCAUUUCUUUUGACCGACGACAAGGAAUUCGUCACACGCAACUUGAGCAGAUCAAUUGGUGCCCCACAAAGUCACGAUAGACUCACCAAACCACAUUCAACUACAUAAUGGAAGGUUCACAUAGGAGGAGAAAAAGUGUAGGUUUCUCCGAGCUAAAAUUUGAAGGGCGAUUGCCUAGGUCGUCGAUACCAGAUUAUGGUACAUCUCAAGCCGUAUCUCAAUUCGAAAUUGAUCAAAGAAUGAAAGAUGGACUUUCCUCAAUAGCUCUCAUGGACCCAUUUCCACUUGAAUGCCGACGCCAAAGACGUAUGAGAGUACGAGAAACGAUAGAAUCGAAAAUUGGACCUUGGGAUACAGAAAGGAAUAAAUUGGAUAUAUGCGCGAAUAAACGGAUAGCGUCUGAAGAUACGAGGCGUAGAAUACUGAGGGCAAAAAGGGAGAAUUUGACGAGAACAGAAAUAGAAGUUCUUGAGGAAUGUAAGCGUCAAGACGAAAAAAAAGCAAAGAGUGAGGAGCGAUGGGAAGAAGAAUUGAAGGAGAAUUCAGGUCGGAUGAGAAAAGUCACAAGGACGCAGAGACGUAACUCGAUUAGAAAAACUCGAAAUGAAGGACGAAUCGCUUACGAGGUUGUGAAAGAUAACAUCAAAACGCAAGCGAGAGAUGCUGAAGUCGAAGUAGACAGAGAAUUAUUGUUCAAAAAGGAGAUAGAUUAUGAAAUCAAGAAAUUAUGGCAACUUGAAGUGACUAGAUGGGAGUUGGAGCUUGAGAUCCCAUCUCUUCUGAGAAAGGUCGAACUCUCGGAUGAUGAGCGGGCAUAUUUGACGACCUCUGUCGCCAAUUCUUAUGUACAUCAAAGAUGGUGCAUGGCUGGCCCAAUUGAUAAGCAACCAUGGUAUUAUCGUCCCGUUGACCGAAAAAGGAUAUGCGAAGAUUGCAGGGCUGAUGAGGAGUGGGAAAAGAAAGUAAAGGAGAGGUCAGAGAUGCCAUAAUUCUCGGACGUCAAUUGGCUUCCAUAAGCGUGCGGGUGUUUUGAACUUCUGAUGUGGUUUUAAACCUCAACAGCGUGCUCAUAGCGAAAUUGGCUAGCGAAGUAUAGAUAUGAAUCCGAAUUUAUCAGGUAUUUGAUAAUCCAGAAAACAAGAUUUCUGCAUAGGCUUUGAUUGUAAGACUGGAACAAUUUAUAGUUUUAACACUCGCUAUUCGUCUCGUGGGUUGUGAUAACAGUUUGAUUCGAACGGAGAAUGGUCUAAUAGUCUUAGUCUAGCA
Molecule: messenger RNA, 1508 nt
Organism: Botrytis cinerea B05.10
Lineage: Eukaryota; Fungi; Ascomycota; Leotiomycetes; Helotiales; Sclerotiniaceae
Exons: 1
Coding region: 350-1231 (293 amino acids)
Source: RefSeq, a predicted model, not a curated record